GAUUUAAACUAACAGGCUGCAAAACUGGCGGCGUUUCACUAGUGCAGGUUUUAAAUUCAGUGUCGUUGAUGCCGGCGCUGCUGGAGUUUAGCGCCUAAAGGGUUAUAAAGCAAGAGUUUUGAUCUGUUAACCGUAUCACGGACGUAAGGAAUCCAUAAAGUUUAGUAUUUAUGCUUCACCAUAGAAGGGAGACCAUGAAAUGCCCUCAGUAUGAGUCUGCCGACAUGGAGAACACAGCGGACAGCAAGGUGUCCCACCUUAAAGCGUCCGUCCUGAAACAGCAGACCCCUGUCAAAGCCCCGCUUCCCGCAGUGUUUUCCUCCAGUGCGGUCCACAACAAGGAGAACAGCACCAACAGGGACCAUGACAGAGUUCUGGAGGAGUGCUUUGAGGACAGCGGUUAUCUGUCUCUGCAGAACAGUCACAGUGAACCUCACGGGGAUGAAGAGGAUCCAGGUUUUCUGGGGAAACUGGCAUCACCCUCUAAAUGUAAAGGAGAGCAUCAAUUCAAGCACCCUCUAUCUUUGGCGGUUUCCACCCCGAAGGAUCAUUUUAAGAGGACGGCGUUGUCGUCCACCCCGGCCAGUGAUCGCCGUGGCCCCAACCUGCCCAUCCUGAAGUUCCAGGAAGCUAUGUGCGAAGAGCUGUCAAAGACUUUCAAGAAGAAUAAAAAGUUCGACUGGAGCAUCAUGUCAAAGCUGGCGGACGGUCACCUUCUGGAUCGCGUGAUUGGGCGCCAGAUGGGCUUGGAGCACGUUGACGUGUUUGCGUCUCUGCUGUCCAGGAAUAUGAAGAUCAUUUUAACAAAUAUCUUGGCCCUCCUGGGUGACAUGGACCUCAUUAGUUGUAAGAAAGUGAGCAGGACGUGGAGGAAAAUCAUCUGUGAAGAUGCUGCAGCGAACACCAGGUGCCAGGAAGCUGAAGACAAACUCUGGGAGUCGACAAACUCCCUGAACCUCAAAGCUUGUGGUCUGACGAGAGACGUUGCCACGUCUAGGGUGGUGCUAUCCUGCAUGCAGACUCUAGCUACCUCAAACACUCAGUCUUCAGCCUCCUCGCUGUCCGGUCAAAGCUGCAGGACGUCCAGAACCGCCGCCAUCAGUCAGAAAUGCGGCGUGCCGAAAACACUGCGUACACGCUUCAGUGAAUAUGUCCAGGCCGCCGGCGCUCUCAAGAACCACGAGUCUCUGCGGCAGUGCCGGCGCUGCGGCUCCCCGGCGAAGCAUCUGUCCGAGUUGCACCGUGCCACGUGCACUCGCUCCAGCUGCCAGUACGACUUCUGCACCCGCUGUCAGGAGACCUACCACGGCUCCACCCCCUGCAGGACCGUCCAACCGCGAUCCAGAUCCACCCCCGUUUUAACCGGAAGCUCUCGGGACAAAAGGAGCAUCAGGCGCUUGUGACCCGUAUUUAAACUAGAGACUGAAUCGCCGCUUUUAUGUGGUGAACGCCACUUUGGGCUGUGAGGCACGAGAAGAUCCUACUAAUGUAAAGCUCAAUCCCACUGGAGAAGCACUUAGAUUCCUGCUGGGACAGUCCACCCCAACGUGCCUUAAAUGGAAUUUGCUACAAAAAAAGAGAAUUUUAGGCUUUAACAAUUUUUCAUGUUUUUAAAAGGAAAGUAUGUAAAUACGGUGUUUCUUUUUAAAGUUUUAGAAUAUAUUUUAAUAAAUGUCAAGUUUAUGUCUUGUUUCGUUUUACCUUGUUUACAAAUACAAUUUUCAUAAAA
Molecule: messenger RNA, 1729 nt
Organism: Oryzias melastigma (Indian medaka)
Lineage: Eukaryota; Metazoa; Chordata; Actinopteri; Beloniformes; Adrianichthyidae
Gene: fbxo5
Product: F-box protein 5
Exons: 6
Coding region: 171-1403 (410 amino acids)
Biological process (GO): regulation of mitotic nuclear division; negative regulation of meiotic nuclear division
Cellular component (GO): nucleus
Molecular function (GO): protein binding; zinc ion binding
Source: RefSeq, a predicted model, not a curated record